This is a messenger RNA of Paramecium pentaurelia, 228 nucleotides long. The record is from the annotation of a GenBank genome assembly. Lineage: Eukaryota; Ciliophora; Oligohymenophorea; Peniculida; Parameciidae.
AUGCAAGAAAUGUUAACUUAAACUCUUCUUUUUUAAUAUGAGGAGAUAAGAAAAUGUCCUCAAUGUGGCAUUAUAUAUUGUGAAUCAUAUAAAAAUGAAAUGUAACUACUCCCAUAAGAAUUUUAUAAUUGUAAAAUUAUUAAAUACCCCAAAAACUACACUUAAGUUCUGAUAAAUUGUUUUAAUAAUUUUGGCAAGAAUAGGUUUAUAUUAUUUCGAAAAUUCUGA